GCCCCAAGUGACUGAAUGACACAGUUUGUUUUCUAUAUAGGUUUGGGUCUGGGCGGGCGCAGCUGCUCUAUCAACCUUUUUAGGAGAGGUUUCCAAACCACUUCAUUCCCCGCCGCCCCCUCUGCCAAGAUGUCAAUGGAGUUCUAUACGUUCGGCCCGUACAAGAUAGACCCCAAGGAGGUCUUCUACUCCACCCCCCUUUCCUAUGCCAUGGUCAACCUCCGUCCUGUUGUUCCAGGUCAUGUGCUUGUCUGCCCAAGGCGUGAAGUUAAGCGGUUUGCUGAUCUCACUGUUGAAGAGACGCAAGAUUUAUGGCUAACUGCACAGAGGAUCGGUGGAGGGCUUGAGCGUUUUCAUGAGGCGUCAUCACUCACUUUUACCAUCCAAGAUGGACCAAAGGCAGGGCAGACAGUUGCUCAUGUUCACGUUCAUAUCCUUCCAAGGAAAGAUGGUGACUUUGAGAAGAACGAUGAGAUCUACGAUGCAAUAGAUGCGAAGGAGAACGAACUGAAGGGGAAGCUUGACUUAGAUAAGGAAAGGAAGGACAGAAGUAUGGAAGAGAUGUGUAAAGAAGCAGAGGAAUACAGGUCGCUUUUUGCGUGACUGGAUUCCCUGUCGUUGAUUGUUCUUGUCUGAAUUUCUUUGCAACUUUAUUUCGUGUGUCUGGAUGAAGAAUAUUAUUAUAUAUUGUCGUUGUUGAUGUAGUUACUUCAGCAUGUACUUAAUGUGGCCACAGCAUAUAUGUGCUGAAAUAACAAACCUUAUGUGAAACA
Messenger RNA from Hibiscus syriacus, 773 nucleotides. RefSeq names its product bifunctional bis(5'-adenosyl)-triphosphatase/adenylylsulfatase FHIT-like. The record is from RefSeq and is a predicted model, not a curated record. Bases 16 to 603 code for a protein of 195 amino acids. Gene Ontology annotation, molecular function: catalytic activity. NCBI's taxonomy places the organism in Eukaryota, Viridiplantae, Streptophyta, Magnoliopsida, Malvales, Malvaceae. The transcript is spliced from 5 exons.